ACCAAGCCAUUCAGGGCCAGGCGAGGAUGGCUUUUACAAAAGAGGAGUUUCACAACUUUGGUGCUGUGGACUAUGUCAUCUUUGGUGGGAUGUUGGCCGUUACUGCAGCCACUGGACUCUACCACGCUUUUGCAGGGGGAGGUCAGAGGACAACUGCCAAGUACCUGAUGGCUGACCGCAGCAUGUUCAGUCUACCCGUGGCCAUCUCAGUUCUGGCAUCGUUCCUGUCUGCCGUCACCAUCCUCGGCGUGCCCUCGGAGAUCUUCGUGUACGGUGUUCAGUACUGGAUGGUGAUCUGGUGUUACUUCAUCACCAUCCCUGUCACUGCCAUCUUCUUCAUCCCAGUGUUUCAUGGUCUGGGACUCACAAGUGCUUAUGAGUACCUUGAGCAGAGGUUCUCCAUGUCCCUACGGGUGGUCGCUGCCUGUCUCUUCAUCCUGCAGAACACCUUCUACAUCGCUGUCAUCCUGUACGCACCUGCGCUGGCCUUGGAAACAGUGACCAAGUUUGCUGUGUGGAAAACAGUUCUGAUUGCAGGCAUAGUGUGUACAAUAUACACAUCUUUGGGAGGGAUGAAGGCUGUGAUCUACACUGACGUCUUCAACUUUUGUGUACUGUUUGUUUCCCUGGUAACCAUCGUUGUCAUGGGAACGGUGAGAGCAGGAGGCAUGGGGCGUGUGUGGGAAAUCAAUGCCAAUCACUCCCACCUCAACUUUUUGGAUUUUGAUGGAGAUCCUACCACCCGGCUGUCCUUCUGGUCCCUGGUGAUAGGGGGGGCUUUUACAACAUUGCCGAUGUGGGCUGUAAGUCAGACAUCAGUUCAGCGAUUCCUUACUGCAAAGUCACUCCAGGAAGCAAGGAGGUCAGUUUGGAUCAACCUCCCAGGUAACAUCAUCAUGGUGACACUGGUGGCCUUCUCUGGGAUGGUGCUGUUUGCUUUCUACAAUGCCACUGGUGCCAAGGGACAACAGACUCACCCUACACCUAACUACACAUCACCUGACCAGAUUCUGGUGUACUUUGUGAGUGAGGAGUUCGGCAGUAUCCCUGGUAUCCAGGGUCUGUUUGUUUCCUGUCUGUUCAGUGGGACACUCAGUGUUGCAGCUUCUGGGUUCAAUGCCCUAGCGACCGUGACCCUUGUGGACAUCAUUCGACCAAUCAGGAACCGGAGAAGACUGAUGUCAUCAGCAGGCAGUACUGCAGGACAGGAGGCCAGGGACACCUGGAUAUCCAGGGGACUGUCCCUGUUCUACGGAGGACUGGCCAUAGGACUGGCCUUUGUAGCAUCGCAGAUUGGCUCCCUCAUUAAGGCAACCAACUCCAUAUUUGGUGCCCUGGGUGGACCCAUGCUCGGCAUCUUCACUCUGGGAGUGUUCUUUCCAUCUGCAAACACAGGGGGAGCCCUGACAGGUUUUACAGGGGGGAUGUCUGUUGCCCUGUGGAUGGCCAUUGGAGCCUUCUUCAAUAAAGACGACCAGGGAAACGUCAGCAAAAAUGCCUUCUGGCUCUACAGAAUUUCUUUCAUGCUGUACAGUGUAUUCACCUGGGUGAUCACAGUUCUGAUUGGCUACUUGGCUAGUCAUGUGACCAGAAAAGCCUUGUCCCUGAAGGACGACAUGGUCAACCCCAAACUUAUCACACCCAUUUGCAGGCCCAAACUGAGUCGCAAUAUUCAGAACGACUCACCACUACCACUGCCAGACGAGGACUGUGCGGAAACUAGUGCACUUCUCAAUGUGUCGGAUUGAAGAAGAACGUUUCAUUGUUACAUUCCUGUUAUUGUCUGGCACAAGAAUACAUCUGCCUUCUGGACUUGUAUCCCAAUGUACAGGCACAGGCACUAACUAUAUAGUACAUGGUUCUGUGUAAACGGUAGGUGUCAGACCAUGUAAGUUGGCCAUGUCAGAAUCGAUGUACAGAUUUGCAGCCAAAUUAUUAGUUUGAUAGUACUUUGAUUUCUAUACCAUGCAAUUUGAUUUCUUGUUUCUUGGAUUUUUCCACACAAUUGGGGCAGGUGUGGCGAAAUAAAAAGGAAAAGAGGCAUAUUAUAUUAAACCCCAUAUUUACUUUGCACUGUGCAGGAACUUCAAUACAUUUAUGACCCCAUGGAGCAAAAUGUUAAUAUGACAACUAAAGGUUAAAAACAUGAACAACUAAUGAAGACAAGGUCUUUCUUCAAUUUUUGGCACCAAAAUAUUAGCAUGUGCCCAGAUAGAAUGGUACAUGUGUCCUUUUUUGUAAAAUGUCGAGGACAAUGAAAUAGACAAAUCUGACUAAGAACCAAAAUAAGAUUUUUGUGGCCUCAGCUGUUUCUACAAUAGUGGGAUGUGGCACAAGAGAGGUAGAAAAAUUAUGACAUGUUCCUACAUGCCAAACUGUACACACUCCUGUAUUAUCCUUCAUGUCUCUCUGCUGGUUUGUACAAUACUUCAAAGGUGUAUAUGGAUGUAAUGUAAUGUCCACUGCAGAUAGCUGUAUUACAGUUAUUAUAUUAUAUUGUAUGGGCUGGAACCUCAUAAGUAUAUGUUAUUAUACAGAUCUAGAUUGAAAUUUAAAUUGAGCUGGCAAAUGCACUACAUG
Branchiostoma floridae (Florida lancelet) is the source of this 2580-nucleotide messenger RNA. RefSeq names its product sodium-dependent multivitamin transporter-like. The record is from RefSeq and is a predicted model, not a curated record. Gene Ontology annotation, biological process: sodium ion transport; transmembrane transport. Gene Ontology annotation, cellular component: membrane. Gene Ontology annotation, molecular function: symporter activity. Lineage: Eukaryota; Metazoa; Chordata; Leptocardii; Amphioxiformes; Branchiostomatidae.